UGUUACACACAACCAUGGCUCGUUCAUUUUUCACUCGUUCUCUUACUUUCUUUCCCAAUUCAUUUUCACUUUCUUUCCUAAUUCAUUUUCAGUUUCAUUCUCACGUUCUUUUCCACGAUCAUUUUCCUUUCCAUUCUUCUUUUCCAUUCUUCUUUUCCAUUCUUCUUUUCUUUAUUUAAAGUCUCUUUUUAAAUCUAGCAAAUGCCUGAUCAUUCACCCCGAGAACGAAUUUGGCCUACGAUAUGGCUGCACAUGUCUCUGCUCACCACUAUAGGAGUUAAGAUAAACCUUGAAACCACAUUCUCACGCAACUUAGCCACCCCUAUUCAAACAUCUCCAUCCCAGCGUCCCCCAACAGCACCCCGCCAAUCCCAGCCUCAACCACCACCCAGUCCAACCACGCCCGCCACUCGCCCUCGGCACCCUCCAGGUCUCGCCACACGGCCCUCAACACCCGCUCGCAGCAGCCCUGCAUAUACCAACACACCCCCUCAGCGGCCCCAUCCCGCUCCAACGGCCCCAGCAGCACACAGUAGUGCGCAAGCAAGACCAGCGCGGCGGGUUCGCGGGCGCGCAGCAGGGUCACAAACGGCGGCUCUCCCACCGCGCCCCGGAUCCGCGCCGGCCAGAGCCGGAUGGCC
Messenger RNA from Lasiosphaeria miniovina, 641 nucleotides. RefSeq lists its product as uncharacterized. The transcript has a single exon. NCBI's taxonomy places the organism in Eukaryota, Fungi, Ascomycota, Sordariomycetes, Sordariales, Lasiosphaeriaceae. The record is from RefSeq and is a predicted model, not a curated record. Bases 15 to 179 code for a protein of 54 amino acids.